UCUGUAGUAAAUCAAGCUGGGUUUACAUAUCAAUACAUCCAGGCUUCCCUUUGCUAGUUUACUCCAUGCAUUCCCCCUUUGAUUAGGUUCAUUUGUUAAAUACGAAAUAAAGAAAUAAAAAAAACCUAUCUUCAUGUUGGUUAAGAUCAAAAGUGGUUUACACAGGAGUUUUCACUAACUUCUAUAUUGUUGUUUCUGUCAAAAACCUUUUUUGUUUUUUUUAAAUGCAUGUUUACUUUUAGGUCGCUCCCAACUGCCUGCCCUUAUGAUGCCCCAGUGUUGGCAGCAGUCACUUUGAAUACGAUGUCUGCCCAUUCUGUGUCUGUAGACAAAUAUCAAGAGGGAGAUCAGCAGAUGCAGAUCAUGGAGCAGUCAGAGAGUGACCUUGAGAAGGGCUUUGCCAGUGAAAACACCGGAAGCUCCAGCAGCCCUGCAUCCACUGAACCACAAACACAAAUGGAUGUCUACAAAGCCUGUAUAUAUAGACAUCCCCUCUUCCCUCUCUUAGCCCUGCUGUUUGAGAAGUGUGAGCAGUCCACUCAGGGCUCUGACUGCGUAACCUCUGCCAGUUUUGACGUUGACAUUGAAAACUUUGUACGCGUUCAGGAAAAAGAUGGCAAAGCCUUCUUUAGUGAAGACCCAGACCUUGAUAACUUGAUGGUCAAGGCCAUCCAGGUGCUGAGGAUUCAUCUAUUAGAGCUUGAGAAAGUUAGUGACCUGUGCAAGGACUUCUGCAGCCGUUACAUUACCUGCCUUAAGACCAAGAUGAACAGUGAGACACUUCUGAGUGGAGAGCCAGGCAGCCCAUACUCUCCAGGCCAUGACCAAUUGUCCAAUGCUUUCUCAGGUGUCCUCAGUCCCCAGGGCAUUGUGGUGCCCUCACAAGGUCUUCAACAAGGCAGUGUUACAGUGACCACGGUCAACCCAUCUCAUGUGGUCACAGGUAAUACAGUAUAUCAGCCAGUGACUGUAGUCACACCACAGGGGCAAGUGGUGACACAAGCCAUCUCACCUGGAACCAUACACAUCCAGAACUCACAGGUUUGGAUGACACUCCAGCAGAGCACACACACACAUUUACUCAGAUCACGAGCAGACUCUCUGAUCAGUGACUCCUUCUACUUCCUGCAGCUCCAGCUUCAGCUCAAUCAGGACCUGAGUUUCUUUGGGGCAGAUGACAGCUCACCUAAAAACAAGCGUGGGGUUCUCCCCAAACAGGCUACCAAUGUCAUGCGCUCCUGGCUCUUCCAGCACAUUGCGCACCCCUAUCCCACUGAGGAAGAGAAAAAGCAACUUGCAAUUCAAACAAACCUGACUUUACUCCAAGUCAACAAUUGGUUUAUUAAUGCUCGAAGACGGAUCUUGCAGCCAAUGCUAGAUGCCAACUCCACAGAGAUGUCUAAAGCCAAGAAGAAGAGCGCUCCGAGCCGCCCGCUUCACCGCUUCUGGUCUGACUCCAUCGCCUCAUCUGAAACCCAGCAGCUGCUCACAAUGCCAGACGGUAGUAUGGUUACAGUGGGGAUGAACGUCGAUGGCUUCCAGACGCUUUCAUCAGAUGGCGCAGCUCUUGCCAUGCAGCAAGUCAUGAUGGGAGAUCACAGCGAGGAUGAAUCCGAGGAAAGCAGCAAUGAAGAUGAGGCAGAUUUGUCAUCUGCUGACAUGACCGGGCUGGGUUUAGAUGUUAGUGAAUAAGACACAUGGACCUCAGGUCACACACUGCAUGCUUACGUUUACAUGACACUUGUGGCAAGAGAUCCAGUCCCCUCUCAGCAAAGCUGAUACUUGUGCACUACAAAAACAAAAAAUUAAGAGUACUGUAUGUUGGCUUAUAUGUUACUCACACAAACAUUUAACAGAGAGCAAAAUGUUACGGAAACAUGCAGAGCGAGGAGUUGCAUUUCUGCACCUGGUUUUAUUGCAUAGACCUGCAGGUGCGUGCACUUUUAUAUAGAGACAAUUCACAAAGAUUGCAACAGUAGAACAUAGGGGAAAGUUUUAUGUUUCUGUAGUGAAUGUUAGUAAUGGAUUUCUUCUAUAUUAACUCGUUUGAAUGCCAAGAUUUUAAGAGUGUGUCGUUGUGCUGGUUUUAUUCACACUGCAUGUUCAUGUUUUCUUCAGUAUGCCACGCCUGUAGAGUGGCUCCAAGAUGGAGUUCGAGAGAAGAGAUGAUUAUUUUUAUAUGAAUGUUGUAAAAAGUGUUGCUUUUUUU
Molecule: messenger RNA, 2209 nt
Organism: Carassius carassius (crucian carp)
Lineage: Eukaryota; Metazoa; Chordata; Actinopteri; Cypriniformes; Cyprinidae
Product: homeobox protein PKNOX1-like
Exons: 9
Coding region: 229-1692 (487 amino acids)
Biological process (GO): angiogenesis; regulation of transcription by RNA polymerase II
Molecular function (GO): DNA-binding transcription factor activity, RNA polymerase II-specific; RNA polymerase II cis-regulatory region sequence-specific DNA binding
Source: RefSeq, a predicted model, not a curated record